GUAUGACCUUCAACGCAUGUUGUAUAGAUCAAGGAAGGCAGAUCUUUCGAAAUUCAAGGUUGCCUCUUAUCCCCAUCAUCGUUAGCCGCUUCUGCCUGCCUGCAACACAACGUUAGGUGAAACUCGCCGUACAUACACACCAACAUCAUCUGGAAAGCUCGCUAGACAAUCUGGUACUGAGUGAUUCCCGCCUUCCUUUACCUUCAAACUAGAUACAAUGGCAACGCCUCUGAAAGGACGCAAGAAAUUCCAAGCAGACUUGGACGGCGCCGCCGAAGCUUGUCGAACAGGAUUAGAAGUAGAUGGCUUGCUCGUGAAAGGCUUUCGUAGAGGCGAUGACGACGGAUCUUUCCUUUGUACUGUCUCCGACCGCUUUGGACAUAACUUCGCUUCACUGAGCUUUCUCAUCUCCGAGACGUCCGAGUAUCCAAAUCAUCACCAAUUCUAUUGCUUCUCACAGGAGAAUGAUCCACCGUCCUACGUGCAGCGAGUUAUAGAAACCGUAGCCGACUAUGAUUCAAUGACCAUCGCAGACCUCCUUCAAAAAGUCUUAAGAUCACUUGCGAAGCGGGUAGCUUCUACACAGCAAACUGAGCCAGCUGACGCCCAUGAAACUGACCAUGAAGAAGAGGACGACGAUGAGGAGGUCUACGAUGAGCAUUUCGAUGCCGACCUUGACAUUGCCAUACUGACCAAUAAGUCCGACAUCGACAUUCGGACUCUUCAGCGCGACUUCAAUGAAGUUGUUGCUGCUGGCUACCGCCCUGGGCUCAUCCGGCUUGGUGCCGAGGAGAUCGUCCUCUCCGUCUCGAUCCCGGUGAUUUCGUUAGCCUCAGACAUCGAGCCCCGUGCGCUCAUGGCUUGGGACUCUCGUAUGCUGUCCGAAUCUCACCAUCUUACGCUCGUCAUAUCGGGCAUGCGGAACAUUUACCCUGUUCUUCAGAGCGAUGGUACAUUUGUCCCGAAUAUCGCCGCGCGAGGAAUCCAGAAUUUGCAAUUUCGGGUGGGAUUGACAUCGAGGUACAAGCCAGACAAAGAUCUAGUGCUCACCUUAAUUCGCAACUACGGGCUACAGGCUAAAGACGAAGAGUUACAGCCGCAGCUUCCUCCACCACCGAGUCACGAUUACUACCUCGACGGAGAGGAAGAUGAAUCAGACGAAGUGCCUUCAUUUCCAGAGGCUGGACCUCAGCCCGAGGAGAAUGACCACCCCAAGUUUCAUUUCAGUUUGAGUACCUCUCUUGAGUCAUUGUUACAUGAUCGAUUCCUGCAGGCCGUGCAACUGCGUCUGAAGUACAAGAUAGGAUGGGCGGCCGCAGAGCUUCUCAUUAGUAGAGCAGAUCAAGUCCAACAAAGACCCGAAGCCAUCAUCCACGAUCUCAGGAGGGAGCUUCUUCAGGCUGAUGAACAAGAACGGGAACUUGCCUCGAGCUACAAUCUUCCUACUGAUCAUAUUCUAGAGCGCGAAGUCACUGAUCACCUUAACCUACCCCUUCUUGCAUUUUCGUACCUUCUCAGACGUUUCACACUUUGUCCUCGCUACUGCCUUGUCUGCUACAACAGACUCAAUGCCAACUUCGAGGCACUCAAACCCUAUGUCUGCGAUUCAAAGUUGUGCACUUACCAGUACUAUAGUCUGAAUCGUGGACCAUCAUUAGAGUACGAAAUUUGCGCUAGACCUGAAACCGUAGAUCUUUUGGUCUCUCUGGCGUAUUGCGCAGCCGCAGAGAAGGUGCUCGACCCACUUCCGAUGGGUAUGGGACUAUCUGUGCCACACCCAUCCGAUCCUACGAAGCCACUUCAAGAAUUCGAUCAGCUGACCAAGGACGAGAUGUGCAAAUCGAUCACAGAUUUGCUGAACACUUUGCAUCCGAUCAGAGACAUGAAGCGAUUCCUUGAAAAGAAUAACAAAGCCGGUAGGGCAAAGAAGAGAUUGACAGAUAUGGAUCCAAAUAUACUCCCAGCUGCAUGGUUACUCCUUCGAUGGUGUGUCGCGUCUUGUACCGCACAUUUGGAAGAGUUGCAGUCUCCAGAAGAUCGUAUUCCCAAUAUCGACAGCCAAUGGCGCCAGUUCCGAUUCAGUGUCGGUUCACCCGAUGCCGAAGCGAAGUUCCGUACAGCUCUGCAGCAGGCUCAAACUCAGAAUCUGAAUGCCAGACGCUAUCCUUCUCUUUAUGCGUUCCAUGGUUCGCCCACAUCCAACUGGCAUUCGAUCAUCCGCCAUGGCUUAUGGUUCAAAACCGUCGCAAAUGGACGUGCUUAUGGCAAUGGUGUUUAUUUCGCCAAGGAAGGACAAACAUCGAUGUCCGGAUACGCGCGCGGUACUGCUCAUAGAUGGCGGAACACAGAGUUAGGUGUAGGGCCUUGCGUGGCUGUUGCAGAGAUAGUCAAUCUGCCAGAACAGUUUGUUUCUCAGAAUCCUUUUUUUGUUGUCCAACAUACAGACUGGAUUGUCUGUCGGUAUCUUCUCGUCAGCGCUACCAGAUCGGACGAGUACUACGGCGAAGAGGCGCAGCCAAUGGAUAUUGACGUUCCUAGUGUUGAUCUUGACCCUUUGCAUCCAUUAACAUUGCACCAGAAGAGGGUUUCCAUCCCUGAGCCGACAUAUAGGCUGCAAAGGCUGCUCGACGCAAGACGUGUUGAGUAUAACGAAGAAGAACCUGACGAGGAAGAUGCUAACGUGUUCUACGGUAUCGACCCUCAUACUUCCUCGCAAGUCAACAGUAAUACCGCUCCUGCUCCUGAACCCUCUAUUCCUGACGUUGUACCGGACAACUGGAAACACGACCCAGAGUGGCUGGCUUCGUGCUUGCCGCAUCUGUUACCACCUCCUACUGACGCUUCACCUAUGGCCACGAUGGCGGUUCAAAGGGAACUCAGGGCCAUGCUGAAAGAGCAAGAGAGCGCCAAGAGUCUUGAAACACUAGGGUGGUACAUGCCGCCGGACUUGAUUGGUGACAAUCUGUUCCAGUGGAUCGUCGAAGUUCAUUCGUUCGAGCCAGAACUUCCUAUUGCGCAAGAUAUGAAGAGGGUUGGUGUCAACUCGUUGGUGUUUGAGAUAACGUUCCCUCCCGCAUUCCCCCACUCUCCUCCCUUCUUCCGCAUCUUGAAGCCUCGCUUCUUGCCAUUCAUACAUGGCGGAGGUGGACAUGUUACAGGAGGAGGCUCGAUGUGUAUGGACUUGCUGACUGCCGAUGGUUGGCUACCUAGUUACAGCAUCCCUGCUAUUAUUCUACAGAUCAAGCUGGCUAUCUCCAACCUUGACCCUCGACCUGCAAGACUAGCAUCACAAUGGAACCAACCAUAUUCGAUGCACGAAGCUAUCGAGGGAUUCAAAAGAGCCGCAGCUACCCACGGAUGGAGGGUCCCUCAGGGAUUGGAGUUACUCGGUCGCAGGGGAUAUCAAAACUAGUUUGCGGACGGAUCGUAUAAGUAGUAGUGCUAUUAUCGUUGGACCCUUCGUUGAAUGUUCAUGAUGUACUGUAUCCUUAGUUGUACUCUAUAGAAUCGACCACUUCGCCGGAUAUCGCGGUCUGUC
This is a messenger RNA of Somion occarium, 3538 nucleotides long. Lineage: Eukaryota; Fungi; Basidiomycota; Agaricomycetes; Polyporales; Cerrenaceae. The record is from the annotation of a GenBank genome assembly.